This is a messenger RNA of Amborella trichopoda, 1261 nucleotides long. Its product is annotated as GDSL lipase. Gene Ontology annotation, molecular function: hydrolase activity, acting on ester bonds. The record is from RefSeq and is a predicted model, not a curated record. NCBI's taxonomy places the organism in Eukaryota, Viridiplantae, Streptophyta, Magnoliopsida, Amborellales, Amborellaceae.
ACAAUGCAGUUCUAAUGGCGAGGAACAAUGGGCAUUCUCAUUUCUCCAUUUUCUAUGUCAUCGUUUAUUUGUUAGCGUGCAGGCCCUGUUGCUGUAGUUUACAGGAAAGAAGUCCGGUGGCGUUCUUCAUAUUCGGGGACUCGGGAGUGGACGUCGGAAACAACAACUACAUUAAGAGUGGGAAUGAAAACCGGGCGAACUUUGAGCCAUAUGGAAUCAAUGGAGUCUUCGGUGGGCCUACUGGACGCUACUCGGAUGGUCGAGUUAUGGUGGAUUUCAUUGCUGAGUAUGCAAAGCUGCCAUAUAUCCCUCCCUAUCUGGAACCUUGUGCCGAGUUUGUCCAUGGUGCCAACUUCGCUUCUGCAGGAGCCGGCAUCUUGCCAAAAACCAACCAGGAUGAGCCUAUUCAUUUUUGGAAACAACUCGAGUACUUUGACGAUCUGCAAAGCUCACUGAGAAAGAAACUUGGGGAGGCAAAAGCUAAUGAAAUGAUAGCCAACGCUGUAUAUUUCAUAAGCAUGGGAACAAACGACUAUAUCUCUGGUUAUUUGGGUACUCCCAUCAUGCAACAAUUAUACUCCCCUCAAGAGUAUGUAGGGAUGGUAAUUGGCAACUUAACACAAGCAUUACAGAUUUUAUAUGAUAAAGGAGCUCGGAAGUUUGGGUUUCUAAGCUUGAGCCCACUGGGGUGCUUUCCCUCCUUUAGAGCAGUAGUUAACCCAAAGGCUGGUAACAAUGAAGGAGGAUGUUUUGAGGAGGCUUCUGCACUUGGCCGAGCACAUAACCAAGCUCUCUCAGCUGUGCUCAAGAGUCUGCGACACCAUCUCAAAGGAUUCAGAUAUGCAAAUCCCAAUUUCUACAACUGGUUAUAUGAUAGAAUCAUAAACCCAACAAAGUUCGGUUUCAGGGAAGGGUUGGUCGCUUGCUGUGGAAUAGGUUCAUUUAGGGGCACAUACACCUGUGGAAAGGGAAGGACAGUUAAGGAAUAUGAGUUAUGCGAUGACCCCAAAACACAUGUAUGGUGGGACUCUUUUCAUCCAACUGAAAGGAUUCAUGAACAAUUUGCUUUGGAACUUUGGGGUGGUGCCCCACAAGCUGAGGGUUCCUACAAUCUUGCAGCACUAUUCAAUUAUGAUUUGGGUACCACUAUUGCUGAUAUAGUGGAUAUAGAUGUCAAUGUUAGCAGCUAAAUGCAUUGACAUAAUAACAUCUUAAAUGCACUCUUCGCUACUCAGCAAUAAAGCUCAAAUGUUAUAUGCAA